Messenger RNA from Cajanus cajan (pigeon pea), 630 nucleotides. RefSeq names its product transcription factor bHLH52-like. The record is from RefSeq and is a predicted model, not a curated record. Gene Ontology annotation, biological process: regulation of DNA-templated transcription. Gene Ontology annotation, molecular function: DNA-binding transcription factor activity; protein dimerization activity. NCBI's taxonomy places the organism in Eukaryota, Viridiplantae, Streptophyta, Magnoliopsida, Fabales, Fabaceae.
AUGACACUAAGCAUACCCAACUCAGAAACAAACGCCUUUCACGAAGAAGUAGCAGCACCAAACCUGGAGAACCUUUUUCCCUAUUGUGAUGAAAGCUUCUACCUUUCAAAUCCAAUUUUUGAUAACUAUAUUGACCCCAGUGGUGGCUUUCUUUACCCUUCGGAGGUUUACCCUUCUUGUGAUCCUUUCGUUCCAUUCACCUAUCAUAACAUUUUUCCAACUCAUGAGAAUCACAAUCUUCUCUCAUGUCCAAAACGCCAAAAAUGCUGCUAUAAUGAACAACUACUGCAAUAUUCACCGCAGCAAGAGCUUACAACACCAACAGUACCAUCCAAUUUCUUAGAGGGGUUUAUUGUGCCUUAUGAUAAUACUUGCUCCUUGCAAGGAGAGGAAGUGCAACCAAAAAUUUUCUAUGAGAUUCCACAACUUGAUACUUAUGUAGAUUUUGGGGGUCAGAAGAAAUGUGAGAAUAAAAUUAACGAGAGAAUCAUAUCUUCUCAGAGCAUAGCAGCAAGAGAAAGGAGAAAAAAGAUCGGUGAGAAGACUCGAGAGCUUGGGAAAUUGGUUCCUGGUGGACCAAAGAUGAACACAGCCGAGAUGCUUCACACAGCUGCAAAGUAUGUUAAGUAG